This is a messenger RNA of Quercus robur (English oak), 1061 nucleotides long. Its product is annotated as aquaporin TIP1-2-like. Gene Ontology annotation, molecular function: water channel activity. The record is from RefSeq and is a predicted model, not a curated record. Bases 114 to 872 code for a protein of 252 amino acids. NCBI's taxonomy places the organism in Eukaryota, Viridiplantae, Streptophyta, Magnoliopsida, Fagales, Fagaceae. Gene Ontology annotation, biological process: water transport; transmembrane transport. The transcript has 3 exons. Gene Ontology annotation, cellular component: membrane.
AUCAGCUAAAAAGAGCAAGAAGCAAGAAAAGACACAAAAAAAGCUAGUGAGUACAAUUUGGCUUUUGUAAUAAGCUCUAGAGCUCUCGAAAGCUAAAUUGAAUUACUAGAAAAAUGCCGAUUUCUCAAAUUGCUAUUGGUAGCCCUGCCGAGUUUGGCCAAGCUGAUUCUCUAAAAGCAGCUCUUGCUGAGUUCAUCUCAGUUCUCAUUUUUGUUUUUGCCGGUGAAGGCUCUGGCAUGGCUUUCAACAAGCUCACUGAUGAUGGGUCAACAACACCGGCUGGACUUGUAGCUGCAGCCCUAGCUCAUGCCUUUGCACUGUUCGUGGCAGUUGCAAUUGGAGCAAACAUUUCCGGUGGUCAUGUGAACCCUGCUGUUACAUUUGGUGCCUUCCUUGGCGGCCACAUCUCACUCAUCAGGGGUAUUUUGUACUGGAUCGCCCAGCUCCUUGGCUCCGUCGUUGCUUGCUUGCUCCUUAAGUUUUCAACCGGUGGAUUGACAACAUCCGCAUUCUCUCUAUCGUCUGAUGUGACUGUAUGGAAUGCCGUAGUGUUUGAGAUCGUGAUGACUUUUGGAUUGGUGUACACCGUGUAUGCCACAGCCGUGGACCCAAAGAAAGGAAACAUUGGAAUUAUUGCACCCAUUGCAAUUGGUUUCAUUGUGGGUGCCAAUAUCUUAGUUGGUGGUGCCUUUGAUGGUGCAUCCAUGAACCCAGCAGUCUCCUUUGGCCCUGCUGUGGUCAGUUGGUCGUGGGACAACCACUGGGUCUACUGGGUUGGUCCACUCAUUGGCUCCGCCAUCGCCGCCCUCAUUUACGAGUUCAUCUUCAUCAGCCCAAACACCCAUGAACCUCUCCCAUCUACAGAUUUCUGAAAAACAAGAUCUCUUUCUCUCUCACUCUUUUGUUGAAGUUAUGGGAAUGGAUUGAAAGUUUGGUGGUUUUCUUUUGGUUUCAGUAUCAUGUUGUUUGUAUCUUCCUGUUGCCAAUUGUUGAUUUCUGUGAACUAUGUCUUGUAUUGCAGCAAUCGUUUUGAAAAGUAAUGUUCAUUUGUGCUUAGAAUC